Trichoderma harzianum CBS 226.95 is the source of this 1026-nucleotide messenger RNA. RefSeq lists its product as hypothetical. Gene Ontology annotation, molecular function: dioxygenase activity. The record is from RefSeq and is a predicted model, not a curated record. Bases 1 to 1026 code for a protein of 341 amino acids. Lineage: Eukaryota; Fungi; Ascomycota; Sordariomycetes; Hypocreales; Hypocreaceae. The transcript has 2 exons.
AUGUCAAAUAACGUUGAUCAGCACUUGAGCAUCCCCGUAAUCGAUCUUGCACCAGCUCGAUCUGGUUCGGAUGAGGAUGUCCAAAUUGUGGCCAAAGAAUUAUACGAGGCCUUCAAAAAUGUUGGCUUUGCAUAUGUGAAGAAUCAUGGUGUGCCUGAGGAUGUUGUCAAUGAAGCGUUUCAUUGGAGUCGCAAAUUCUUCAGUCUCCCACAAAGCGAUAAAGAUCUAGCUCCUCAUCCACCAGAAGCAUGGCAUCACCGCGGCUAUUCAAGCGUGGGUCGCGAAAAGGUAUCGCAGAUGAUCUUUGACGAGGCGUCGAUUGCUGCCGCACGGAACGUACCCGAUGUGAAGGAGUCGUUUGACAUUGGACGUUACGACGAUGCGACACGAAUGACAAACGUGUGGCUGCCGCGGGACGUUCUUCCAGGGUUUCGAGAGUUCUUUGAGGGGUUUUAUGAGAUUUGCUAUGCUGCUGAAAUGGAGUUAUUGAGACUCAUUGCGUUAGGAAUGGGGCUUGAGAAGGAGUAUUUCGUGGGGUACCAUGUGAAGAAAGAUAACCAGAUUCGGCUGCUGCAUUAUCCGACCAUCGAGGAGAAUCUUUUACGACAGGGAAAAGCGGAGAGGAUAGCUGCGCAUACGGAUUUCGGAACAAUAACGAUGCUGUUCCAGGAUGACGUCGGGGGGCUCGAGGUAGAGGACGUCAGUGAGAAGGGGAAGUUCAACCCUGCACCGUACAUACCCGGCACGGCGGUGGUGAACAUUGGGGAUUUUUUGAUGCGUUGGAGCAAUGAUGAGCUGAAGUCGACGAUGCAUCGGGUCAAGGCUCCGCCGUUGGUGGAAGGUGAGGGAGAGGUACCGAAGGAUAAGACGACGAAGGAAAGGUAUUCGAUUGUGUAUUUCAUGUGUGCGGAUAUGGAGAAGACGAUUGAUUGUGUGCCUGGCUGUUGGGGGCCUGAGAGGCCGAAGAAGUACGAGCCGGUGAACUGCAUGGAGUACACAAAUAUGCGGAUGGCGGCUCUUUAUUAG